Messenger RNA from Bactrocera oleae (olive fruit fly), 13108 nucleotides. It is a transcript of the gene gek, whose product is annotated as serine/threonine-protein kinase gek. Lineage: Eukaryota; Metazoa; Arthropoda; Insecta; Diptera; Tephritidae. Gene Ontology annotation, biological process: actomyosin structure organization; peptidyl-threonine phosphorylation. Gene Ontology annotation, cellular component: cytoskeleton; cytoplasm. The record is from RefSeq and is a predicted model, not a curated record. Gene Ontology annotation, molecular function: ATP binding; protein serine/threonine kinase activity.
GUACUUACACAAGAAAUGAUUGCAUGAACGUAAAUGGAAAAGAAAACAAAAAACUUAGUAUGAGUUUUAAAACUGAAAACUCGGAAUCCGUCGUACACAGCGGUAAUAGAUUUUCUAAGCGUUUGAAAAUAUUAGAAUCGUUAAUAUUUCAAAAAGGAGUAACCAAUGGAAUGCUGACAGCUAAAACUUACUUACAAGAAAAAACCGAUAUACUUUCGAAUAUUGAUGGUAAAGCUGUGUCAAUUGAAACACUGUUGGACACUCUACUUGUUUUGUACGAUGAAUGCUGCAAUUCAUCAUUGAGACGAGAGAAGACGCUGGCUGAUUUUAUAAAGUUAGUAAAACCAGUGGCUACAUUGUUUAAACAACUACGUUUAUCUAGAGAUGAUUUUGAAACGAUUAAAAUUAUUGGGCGUGGCGCCUUUGGGGAAGUGUGUGUUGUUCGAAUGCUUGCAACGCACCAGAUAUUCGCAAUGAAAACAUUAAACAAAUGGGAAAUGCUUAAACGUGCGGAAACAGCGUGUUUCCGAGAAGAACGCGAUGUUUUGGUGUACGGAGAUAGACAAUGGAUAACAAAUUUGCAUUAUGCUUUUCAGGAUGAUAGCAAUUUGUAUCUUGUAAUGGAUUAUUAUUGUGGUGGAGACUUGUUAACCCUAUUAAGCAAAUUUGAAGAUCGUUUGCCUGAGGAUAUGGCGAAAUUUUAUAUUGCUGAGACAAUUUUGGCAAUAGAUAGCAUACAUAAACUCCAAUAUGUACACCGUGACAUAAAGCCGGAUAAUUUGGUGCUUGACAUGAAAGGACACAUACGGUUAGCUGAUUUCGGAUCUUGCUUACGGAUUGGUAUAGAUGGAAUGGUCCAAUCAAAUGUCGCCGUAGGUACCCCGGAUUACAUUUCUCCUGAAAUACUUCGAGCAAUGGAAGAUGGUCAGGGUAGAUAUGGAGCUGAAUGUGAUUGGUGGUCGCUUGGAGUUUGUAUGUAUGAAAUGUUGUAUGGCGAAACACCUUUUUAUGCUGAGAGUCUUGUUGAAACAUAUGGAAAGAUAAUGAACCAUCAAAAUUGCUUCGACUUUCCUGCUCAGGAGACUCUUGAUUAUGUUAUAUCAGAAGAAGCAAAAGAUUUAAUGCGGAAGCUCAUUUGUGCACCUGAAAAUCGUUUAGGACAAAAUGGUACAGAUGAUUUUAAAAACCACCCUUGGUUUGCAGGAUUAGAUUGGGAUAACCUUAGAUAUAGUCAAGCCCCCUACAUACCUGAAGUGUCAAGUCCAACUGAUACCUCCAAUUUUGAUGUUGAUGAUACAGAUAUGCAUCUCUCCGACACUGUGCCACCAGCAGCCAAUAUUGCUUUUUCUGGUCUUCAUUUACCAUUCAUUGGAUUUACUUUUACUCAAUGUAGCUCUUUAUCUGAUUUGGGAAAGGUUGAAAUUAAUUGCAGCCAUGCAAUUGUCGACAUAGACAAAUCUAUGGAUCCUGAAAUAAUGGAGGAAAAAUGUAAUCUCAUUGAAGAAAUAAAUUGUUUAAAACGGAAAAAUUAUGAGCUUGAAAACAAAUUGAAAAACUUAGAAAUUAUUGAAAAGGCAACACCCGAAGAUUGCAACAACCCCGCUUAUAUAGCACGGUUGAAAGAAUUGGAACAAGAAUUGAACGAAGUGAAACGGGAAAAAUGUCUCACAUCAAAAGAGUAUGGUGAAGCACUGGAUAGAAUAAAAACUCAAGAAUCUGAAUUAAAAGAUGCCAUAUGCCAACGAAAAUUGGCAAUGAUGGAAUACGCAGAAGUUACCGAUAAAUUAUCCGAAUUACGUUCUCAAAAACAAAAAUUAUCACGGCAGGUUCGUGAUAAAGAGGAAGAGUUGGAAUCAGUUAUGAAAAAAAUAGACAACUUGCGAAAUGAUCUUCGAAAGGCAGAUAAAAACCGACGGGAACUUGAGCUACGAGUAGAAGAUGCCAUAACUGACAUGGCAAAAGAAAAAAAACAAAGAGAACGUUCUGAAGAAUAUUGUCGCCAGCUGCAGUCAGAAUUACGAAGCAAAAGUAAUACAGAUAUGAACUCCACUUUUCCAGCGAAUGAGCCGUUGCGAUACGAAAUCGAAAGAAUUGAGGUACAAUAUUCGGAAAAACUGAAUCAGCAACAAACCCGCUUUAACAUUGAGCUAUCUGAACUGCGAGAGCAGCUAAUGGAAUCCGAGAAGAAUCGGGACUUCCUAAUAAUAGAACUUCAAAAAACUCGUGAAAAAUGCGACUUAAGUAGAUUAGAAUCUCAAAAUGACACUGUAGAUACAUUAAGUGAGCAGAAAAAAAUGUAUGAGCAAGAGAAGAGUAUAUGGGCAGAAGAAAAAAGAAGAUUAUUAUCAGAAAUGGAAAAUCUCAAAGAAUCCAUAAGACAACUACAAACAAAGCAAAUAGAAGACCAAAAUAAUUGUGAAGAAUUAAGGACAAAGCGGCAAGCUAUAAUACAAUGGGAACGACAAAUGUCCGAAAUAAUACAGUGGGUAUCUGACGAAAAGGAUGCUCGAAGUUACUUACAAGCCUUAGCAACAAAAAUGACUGAGGAGGUUGAAUAUCUAAAACACUCAGGUUCAUUUCAGCAAAACUAUGAAACGAAAAAUUGGCGAAAUAGACGUUCUCAAAAGCUUGAUAAGAUGGAGUUAUUGAAUUUACAAAGUUCACUUCAGGCCGAGAUCCAGGCAAAAACGCUUAUUUCGGAAGAACUUAGUAGGACACGAGCAGAAUUAAUUGCAACUCAGAAGGAUCUACGAGAAAGUCGUAAUCGUUGUGAUUCUGCUUUAUAUGAGCUUCAUCAUAAGGAAAAUGAAAUUCGCGAUAUUCAAAAAACAUUAGAAACUUCGGAAGGAUUUCUGGAAAGACCUUCUUCGCAAACGUCUUGUAACUAUUUCUUUAAGGAAUCUGCAGGAAAUAUUGAAAUUCCGGAUAUUGAUGCUGAUAGCAAUAUUUCCAGAGAUGUUAUGGGUAGUUCAUUUAAUAAUAAUUUGUCACUCGGAAAUUUAAAACAAACUCAAAACUCUUCUGCAACUUCAAGUAGUUCGUAUACUAUUCGUUAUCCGCAAAACUCGAAGCUGGACUCACUAUAUCCAUAUUAUAUGGUAGAAAAAAAACAUUUUUUAACAACAGACUACAAAAAUGAACAAGAUAAUAGCGAUUUGGAUGAUAUUCACGGCCAUCAUAGUAAGUCAAGCUCUAAAAGCAGCAUUAGUGUUAAACCUCUUGAAUUGCAUCCAACGAAUGUAGCAGCCACCAAAGUGCACCAGUUUUUGGUUAGAACUUUCAGCAGCCCAACAAAAUGUAACCACUGCACUUCGCUGAUGGUUGGCCUAACCAGACAGGGUGUUGUAUGUGAGUUUUGUGGUUUUGCCUGUCACACUGUUUGUUGUCAGAAAGUUCCUACAAUAUGUCCUGUGCCAAUUGAUCAAACGAAGCGGCCGUUGGGCAUUGACCCAACUCGAGGGAUUGGUACAGCUUAUGAGGGAUAUGUAAAAGUGCCAAAGAUGGGUAUUAUAAAAAGGGGUUGGGUGCGUCAAUUUGUAGUCGUAUGUGAUUUCAAGUUAUUCUUGUACGAUAUAUCAGCGGAAAGAAGUGCUUUGCCCAGUGUGAAUGUUUCACAAGUUCUAGACAUGAGAGAUCCGGAAUUUGCUGUUGCCAGUGUUCGAGAGAGUGACGUCAUACAUGCUACAAAGAAAGAUGUGCCAUGCAUAUUUAGGAUUAAGACUUCCUUGAUUGAAGGAGGGUCCACGUGUAAUACCUUAAUGUUGGCAGACAAUGAAACAGAGAAGCGAAAAUGGGUAGUUGCCUUAGGUGAAUUGCAUCGCAUACUAAAACGCAAUAAUCUCCCGAAUACAGCUAUAUUUAAAGUACACGAAAUACUAGACAGUUCUCUGACAAUAGUGAGGAGUGCAUUAAGCUCUGUUAUAGUUUAUCCUGAUCAGUUUUUACUGGGAACAGAGGAUGGCUUAUAUUGUAUUAAUCUAGAAGAAUAUGAAAUAAAUCGUAUUGGUGAAAGUAAAAAGAUUAUUCAAAUGUGGUACGUAGAAGAAGAGCACAUUCUAGUCAUUUUGUGCGGUAAACAAAGGCAUAUACGCUUGCUUCCCAUAAGAGCUUUGGAAGUGAGCGACGUGGAGUGGAUAAAAGUUUCAGACUCUAAAAAUUGUAUUGCGGCAUGCACCGGCAUCAUUCGUCGAUCCCCGGUCAAUAUUUAUGCGUUUGUCGUAGCAUUGAAGCGUCCAACCAAUCAAACACAAGUGGUGGUGUAUGAGAUAAAUCGAAACCAUUUAAGGCAUCAAAAAAUGUGUGAAUUCACCGUGGCGUAUCCAGUCCAGAGCCUUCAAAUUUUGUCAGACAUAAGGCUUGUUAUCGGUCAUCAAAGCGGCUUCACUGCCUAUUAUUUACAGGGCGAAGCGACGACUACUUCAUUAAUACAUCCGGAAAAUCAAUUGUGUGCCUUUUUAAACUAUUCUGGCGUGGAUGCCGUUCGUGUAAUUGAAAUACAGUGUCCUGGAGGAAUAUUCGGAGAGUAUUUAUUAGUAUUUCAAACAUUAGCUAUUUACGUGGAUCUUCAAGGCAGAAAAUCCAGGGAUCGAGAAAUUACAUAUCCAGCUAAUCCAACUCACAUAACGUAUUUGGAUGGACAUUUGCUAGUAUUUUCGGAAACGCAUGUGGAUAUUUUCAACACCCAAACCGCAGAUUGGGUGCAGUCAAUUGGACUAAAACGAGCGCAACCGUUAGGACCACAAACAAAUUUCGUUUUGACUUAUGUUAACGAUGCGCCUAUUGUUGUAUAUUUAGCCAACAUACACACAAAAGAACUUAUUCACAUUGGAUCUGCAGAAAAAUCAGGAUCUAAAAAUCCUCGACGAAGAUUUUCUGUUCGCGAAGUGAACAAGUCAUUUAAAAGCACAAGCGACAGGAGAUCUAAAAUGAUAUCAGCUCCAACAAAUUUUAAUCACAUUUCACAUAUGGGACCAGGAGACGGAAUUCAAAACCAACGGCUUUUGGAUCUUCCUACUACUAUAGAAACAGCUGAUCAGAUAAGCAAUCAAUCUUUUAUUAUACGUCAAUCUUCACUUACACCACACGCUACUGCACGCCAAAUGAUAAAUUCACAAAAUGGAAAUCCUCAAAAAGCUCUUACAAUUGAUCAACAGAGAACAAUUGAAUCAGAGCAACUUCAAGCACAAGCUCGCUCACCAAGUCCAGUUUCUAAUUUGAGCUCACCAAAGGAUUCACCGGACAUACAGUCUUAUUUGCCGUUUUAAGGUCAUAUAAUGUAUUAUUUUUUUGUAUUUAUUUAUUUUUUAUGUUACAUUAUAAUAAGUUUUACUAUUUUUUUUAAAUAAAUAUGCUCAUACUUAUUUGUAUAUUUAAAACAUGAGGACAAAAUAUGAAUUUUAAACUAGAAUGGUGAGUUUAUGUAUAAGCGAUAAGAGAUAUUUAUUACUAUGUUACUGGAUAGUAUGAUCCUUAAAAGAAUGGAACUUUAUUUAAACUUAUGUCAUAUCAUACUACAUAAUUAGAUAGAAGAGAUGAUUUGUGUACCAAUAACCGCUUUGAUACGCAUCCAAAAUCAAAUGGUUAGUUUCGAAUUAUGAAAACCUUAUAAUUCAGUUACGUUAGUACAUAUAUCGUCAGAUAUUUCAUCAAUUUUAUCUGAGAGGAUUUAAAAAAAAAGUCGAAUCCAUCUUAGUUAUUUAUAAAUAAAUGUAGGAGUGCUGUAGUAUCGGAACCUAAUGUGAAGUUUUUGAUACUUCAGAGCAAUAUUUCAAUAUACAAAGUUGGUAAUCAUUUACAUUAAAUGUAGAGAACGUAUAAUGGGUGAUAGUUUGUAGCGCUGAUUUUAGUACAUCAUUCUGACAAUUAUAGCUUUGUAAACAAAUAACAACUUUUGACAUUUAUAAUAUUUAAAAGGGCAUUUCGUAAAAUACUUCCCAUUUCUAUUCGUGUUGCAAAAUUAAGUUCAAUUGUUAAUUUUAAACUUUUAUCAUAAUUGCUCACAUAUACUAAUAUAGGUGUUUUAUUUAAAAUUUACUUAUAAAGAUGGCUACUACAUUUACGAAUACGCAUAGAGCGCCUUAUCCCUUUUGGACAAAACGCUCUGUUGUGUUCCUUUUCCCAAAUCGUUUCUCAAUUGAAACCACUUUAAUAUUUUUCUUGUAAAGCAAUAUGAAAGAAAACUUUUAAGAAAUUAAAACUAGAAGAGACUAAAGUAAAUAUAUUUAAUUCACUAAUUGCCAAUGCUCAAAGUGAAUAUUGUUACUUUUUUAAUUGUACGUGCGGGUUUCAACAAUAUUGUCAUGGCACAUUAUUCAAAAAUGGAUUUUUAAGGAAGAGUAUAUAUGUUUUGUGUAGUGUUUUUUUUUUAUCAAAUAAAGGUCGUAGAGCCACAAGAUUUCUUAUAAAUCAUAUACAUUUUGACUCAUAAAUGGUAAAGUAUUACAAAAAUCAUGAAUCAAAUAAAAAAUAUUGGAAGUUCUGAAAAUCCAAAACAUAAUAACUUCCAAAGCAAUAAUACUACUUCAGUAAAACGGAAUAAUUCAACAGAAAUAAGUAUAAGUUCAACGAAAAAAAUUAAAUUAGAUAAUACUGUUUGGAAUACUGACGGUAUUUUAAUUAAGAAACCAGUGAAUGAGAGCACCAAGGACGAACAUACAAAGAAGAUUUUUAAAAGAGAAUCUGUGGCAAAAACUUUUCAAAAUUUUCCAAAUCAAGAUUGUGAAAUAUCCGGAGAAAAAGGAAAACCAGCUUUUAACACCAUCCGGAACAUACCUAUCCCAUCACCAUCGAGUCCACGUAAUUCAGAAGACUUUGUGGUUAUCUCGUCUAAUGCAGCAGACUAUAUUGAAGACAAAGAUUGUGAUAAAAGCACCAGAAAUAAGCCAAUAUCCGAAACAAGUAACAUUCUGCUAAAUGCUAACAUAACGGGACGAAAAGAGUUAAAUUCUAAAAGUUCUGGACAAACGGAAACUGUAGAUUUAGGCAUAUUACCUUUAAAUCAAGAAAUAAAUACUAAUGAAUUUGAUGUUGUCAUGUUGUCAUCUAUACAGGAACAAAAGCCAAUACAGCAAUUGUCUUUAAGUUCUGAUAAUAGUCAUUCUGGGUCGUUAUCUCGUGUUGUAGCUUCUGGUGGAAAUAUUUUGCGACCGAGUACAGUGACUUACACACGUAUAACCACUGCAAGUACAAUAUCGGCCGGCUUACCACAAAAUGCAACAGUAUUGAAUAGAAGGAAUAUUUCUCCAAAUUUGAAGAAUCAGCAAGUAAUGACAACAAGUAAGAAGCUUGCAUCGGAGGUUACACAAACUACAGCAAAAGUUUCAAUUGGUAAUACCACAAUAUCUGUUCCAUUAUUAAAACCUUUAAAUUCUUCACAACAUGUGCAUCAAGGCAGCACAGGAUCUUCCGAGAUUCAAAAGCAAUCCCAAGCCAAUACGCAAACGGCUUCACAGCAACUCUCUUCUCAAACGCAAAUAAAUUUGAGCAAAAUUUUGACGACAAAGCAAGGAUAUAAAGGUAGUCAUCCAACUAUAGUAUCUCUUUCACAACUUCAAAUUAAACCAGUAUCAACCACAAAGUUGGUUCAAACUAAAGUUUUUGGUAAGAAACUACCACAACUUCAGUGUUCAGUAGCAACAAAUUCGCAGCCUAAUUCUGGACUUGUUACUAUUGCCGUAUCAAAAGCUAAACCAAGUGUAGCUCUCAAUCAAUCGAGUUCAAAGAAAAUAAGUAUCAAAACAGAUUCCGGAGGAAUAUUACAUAAUAAUGCCAAUUUAGAAGAUGGAUCAAGUGUAACUGACAGUAAUGCUAACAUGGACAAAAUGGAUUUUACAAAUGAAAAAGUAGAAACAUCUAUCAGUGAUAACCAUAUGUUAGACUCCAAUAUAUCAAAAACUUUAGGUUCCAUACAAAAUUCACUGAAGAUUGUAUCUCCAGUCACUGAUGAAAUUACCUUAAAUAAAACAGCGGCUACUAUUAAAAAAGUUUUAAAUCCAAAUGUAAAUAUUCUACCUUUACUAACGCCACUAUCAAAGAAUACGGAGCAACAAGGAAACACAAAUAUUUAUCCAGCUGUUAGUAUAAUUAGACAAAAUGUCCCUCAAUUAAUUACAACAUCAGCUACAACCACUUGCGUAUCCGUUUCAACUGGUGUGUCAGAUAAUAAUAUACAGACAGAAUUCCAUAGUACAAAGCAAACAAAUCUGAAUAAUUUAUGUGGAAAAUUAAAUUCUUCAUCCAUAAUUUCAAUUCCAAAAAAUAUUUCGUUAGUUUUAUCGAAAAAUAACACGAACCAACAAUCGAAGGCGACUAUAGUAUCAAAUUCGGUUAGAAACGCAAACUUAAUCGAUCAGAAGGUAAAAAAAAUCAAUUUAACAGUUUCAAGUGCCCUUAAUGUAACAGCAGUUAGCUCAAUGAAUACGGUACAGCCUUUUAAUGCCAGUAAUAAUUCAUCGACACAAAAUCAUUCACAACUGCAAGAUGCAAGUCCAAUUAAUAAAUCUGCUGUUAUAUCAGUCGCAGUACAACCUCCUAGUUUACUAAAUUCAACUGAUCAGAGUCUACUACCUCGUAAAACGGUCAAAGUAACACCCUACACGCUGUCUUCAUUGGGCCAACAUUUAGAUAAACGAUGUAAAUCACUUGAAGUACAUGAACAAGAGCAUCGUCAGAAUAUUUCACAAAAUGUCGAUAUUUUACCUACAAAACGCAACAAAUAUGAAAGUCCUGAGGUCAGUGCAGAUGUAUUUGAGAGUUUGAACAAAAAAGAAGCUGUUGAUAAUUCGCAUUCCUACGUUGAUGCAAAAUCCAUAAAAAAUCUUGACAAGCAUGGAAACAUUGAACUUAAUAAGUCGCCUAUAACUGUUCCUAAAUCAGAGGAUUCCAACAAUGUUCUGCUUAAGAAACUUCUUCAAAAUUCGAGUAGUUCUCAACAUCUAAAUAUUCACACGUCCAUAGCUACAAAUAUGCUGAACCCAGUUACGAACUCAACACCGGCAUCUGUUUGUAGUCAAGUAUUAUCUGCCAGAAAAGUAAUUAAUGUACGUGCUCCAAGUUUGGGUUUAGUUAGUUCUCUGGAGGCGCAGUUAGCUCGACCAGUUAUACCUCCUGUCCCUGCGACAACUUCUGCACCGGUUCAAAGUGAGAUUUCAAAAUCACAGAAAUCUGACACUCAAGAAGAUUUACUAAAUAAAAUGAACAAUGAAGUAACAGGAUCUCAAAAUGAUGGAAAAAUAAAAUGUGUUCAAGUAAUUUCAAAGGAAACGUCAUUUGUCUCCAACCCAAACAUAAGCCCUUUCGCAUUAGAUGAUGCGUGUCGUUCUAAAUUAACAGUUCCUGGACAGGACCUUGAACAUGAACCGUUUAAAGCAAGUAAAGCUACAUGUCAGAAAAACGAUACCAGUAAUGCAUCUCAACAAAACUACUCACAUAAUACACAUCCAAAAGAAUGCAAUGGAAACGAGGUUAAAGAAGGGAAUUCAUUAGGAAAUCUUUGCCCCCCAAAUAAAACACCCUCAACCAUUUGCCCUGGCAGCAUAAAUAAUCAAAAUUUGGACAGUGAUGCGUCAACAAUUUUCACAACUAGCACUGAGGGGAAAGAAGAGACAAACGUUGAAAAUUUCUCCAGUUUUGUAUCAUCUUUUCCGGCUUUGACGGACUCAUCAGAAAAUGCAGAAAAGAGCGAAAAUAUAAUAACUAAACCUUAUGUGAACAGUCUGUUAGAUGCAUCUGCGAAGUCAAAAGUGCCAUCGAGAUAUGAUAAUGAAACACAAAAUUCGAAUACCCAAGUAAAUUUAAAAUUGGACAAUAAAAGUAUUUUAAAUGAAAAGAGUGUACUGCCUGAUUGCAAUGAUUCCACCAAUAUUGUAUCUAUCGAUCAGAAGACAAUAACUGUAGAUAAAGACAUUGAGUCGAGAAAAAAACGGAAAAGAGAAUACCAAAAGCAACGCAGGUUGUUGCUAAGUGGCAAGGAGACUAAUGCGAACGCUGUAAACUCUACUACAAAUGUACCUGGACCAAAAAAAAGGUCAAGAAAACUUUCCAAAAUCGAAGAGGACUAUGACAAUUUCAUUGAUAAUUUAAUGACACACCUAAAGCAAAUGAAACCGUUGCAAGUAUUGGAACCUUUAUUAAAUAGAAAUUUCCUUGUUUGUAAUGCAUAUGGCUUAAGCAGCAACCUUCCUCGUGGAGUAAGUAGUAAAGAGAAUGGUGAUCUUUCGCAAACACCUCCGCUAUUAGGGGAGUAUGGAAAUGCGCAUCAUUCCAAUGCAAAUACCUUAUACGAUACAGAGUCAUUUUAUUCAUCAGAAAACAAUAAAGAGAAAAAGUUGUCUACAAUACAAAAUGAUUUUUAUGAUCAGGAGUUCUCAUCAAAUAUGCGAAAUAAUUAUUACGACAGAUACUUGCGAGUAUGGAGUAUUAUGAAAGAACGCAACAUUGAGUCCUCAGAUAUUGUGACUAACUGCAGUGUCAAUAGUGUCGACAUAGUAAAUACGGUUGGAGAAAAAUUCAAUAAGUUUUCAUUACAGCAGCUUAUUUAUCCCGGUUUAGUUGUUAUGAAUAAAAACAAUGAGCAUUAUGUAGACCGAAUGUCACCAAGUAUCCCAUUUAUCGACUCAACAUUUAAUAUGAAAAGAAGUUGCCUUGUAAAAGCGGUAAAGCAAAUUGACGGCAUUGAAAAUGUUAACCAGAUUUUAAAUACUGGAACUAAUAUCAGGACGAAACGUGACGAAAGCCUCAACCGAGUUGUUACAUUAUCUGUUCAAUUAUCUGCUGUUAAUAAUAUAUUUGGGGUACUUAAAGACUUGGCGAAUCUGUUGCAUAUUCCAGCGCCGACAAUGUAUAAAAUAAUUGAUAAGCCAACAUUUAAUUUAUCUCAUGACCUUACACCAAAGAAUAAUAUUAAGUUGACAACUAAAAGUCAAAUAAGUUUUCAGCAAGAUGUUAUUUGUGGUAGAAAAAAAAUUUGCUAUAAUUGUGGUGCCUCGAUUUCAGAUUCGAGAAUUAAAUAUUUUAAAGUACCUUUUUGUGAUAUGAAAGAAAUUCGCCCUUCCACCUUGUCUCCAGAUUUAUCGCCAAUGACGUUACACUUCUGUGACAAAUAUUGUUACGAACACUUUAAUAAUCCUCAUGAGGCCCUCAGCUCAAAUUCAAAAUCAAAAAUUGAAGAUGCACAAAUAACUUCUGAACAAAAGUUUGGUGAGGAAAACCUAACUGGGAACAGAUCUAUGGCGAAUCAAAUUAAUAUAUCUAAAAGUUGCAUUUACAAACACUAUAAUGUCAACUGUUUUAAAGAGACAACUCAAAGAAUUAGUCGUUUUUCUGAAAGUGUUACGCAAGGCAGUGAAAUAUGUGUAGAAGAAAAUAAAGAACAAAAUGGAUUCGCUGGUUGUAUCUUAAAUAGUUCUAUUGAAGAUAUACGUGAGUGUGUUUUUUGUUAUCAACGAGGAGACGGCGUACCCAAUGGACCAUCGCGGUUACUCAAUUUUGAUAUAGACAAAUGGGUACAUUUAAACUGCGCUCUGUGGUCUAGCGAAGUGUAUGAGACUAUAAGCGGUGGCCUUAUGAACUUUCCCGCAGCUUUACAGAUGGGCCUUAAUCAAUCGUGUAGCGGAUGUCAACAACUCGGUGCCACAGUACGCUGUUUUAAAAAUCGUUGCAACCAAGUUUUUCACUUACCAUGUGCAAUAAGAGAGCAUUGUGUUUUCUAUAAAAACAAAACCAUACAUUGUCAGCAGCAUGCAAAUCGAUUAGAAAAAGAAAAUGAAUUGUCAUCUCUUACCGUUCAUAGACGUGUGUUUGUUGAAAGAGACGAAAAUAGGCAAGUGGCGACUGUAAUGCAUCACUCAGAAUUAACAAACUUACUUCGAGUUGGUACCUUAAUUUUUUUAAAUAUUGGACAAUUACUUCCUCAUCAGUUAGAAGCAUUUCACACCAUAGAUCACAUAUAUCCUGUAGGAUACAAAGUAAUUCGAUUUUAUUGGUCGAUGAAGAGACCGAAUCGACGAUGUCGUUAUGUAUGCUCAAUAAAUGAAACUGCUGGUCGCCCUGAAUUCCGCAUUCAAGUGCAGGAGCCUGGAAGCGAAAUCGAGUUGCGUGAUUCUUCCCCUAAUGCCGUUUGGAAACAAAUUUUGACCCCCAUCGCAUUUAUGCGUAAAAACAAUAAAGUUGUUCAACUAUUCCCUCAAUUUAUUUCUGGAGAAGAUCUGUUUGGAUUAACAGAGCCUUCUGUAGUUCGUAUUAUAGAGAGUUUACCGGGCAUAGAAACACUAACAAACUAUCGUUUUAAAUAUGGGCGAAAUCCUUUGUUAGAAUUGCCUCUUGCAAUAAAUCCAAGUGGGUCUGCACGCACCGAGCCAAAACAGCGACAAAUUGUUGCUUGGAGAAAACCUCAUACACAAAGAACUGGCUCAGCUGCAAAUCAACGUAUGGCAAAUUCUACAACAUCUAUUGCAGGUGAAAUAGCAUGCCCCUACAGUAAGCAAUUCGUUCACUCGAAAAGUUCUCAAUAUAAAAAAAUGAAACAGGAAUGGAGAAACAAUGUAUACUUGGCGAGAUCAAAAAUACAAGGGCUUGGUUUAUAUGCUGCCCGUGAUAUAGAAAAGCAUACUAUGAUAAUUGAAUAUAUUGGGGAAGUUAUUCGCACCGAGGUGUCAGAAAUUAGAGAGAAGCAAUAUGAAGCAAAGAACCGAGGAAUAUAUAUGUUUCGUCUGGAUGAAGAUAGAGUGGUCGAUGCUACCUUGUCUGGAGGAUUAGCGCGGUAUAUAAAUCAUUCUUGCAAUCCUAACUGUGUAACUGAGACUGUUGAUGUAGAUCGUGAACUUAGGAUAAUAAUAUUUGCAAAGCGAAGGAUUAACAGAGGUGAAGAGCUGUCUUAUGAUUAUAAAUUUGACAUUGAAGACGAUGCCCAUAAGAUAUCUUGCAUGUGUGGUGCUCCUAACUGCAGAAAAUGGAUGAAUUAAGCAGCUAUAUAUAUGAAGUAAAUUAUAUUAAGCAAACUCAUAUCAAUGUUGUAUGAAUUAAAAUUAUUUAAAAAUACUUAUAGUUAGUUAUAAGCUUGGGUAUUUAGUACCCUAAAUAGUUAUCUGUAAUCUUGUAACAAUAUAUAUAA